AUGUCCGCAUCACCAAGUCAGUGGCAUAACAGUUUAUUGGUUUUUCCUUCUCCACUGAAGGUUAGAGUAGAUUUCCUAGCUGCCGAUGGUAGAACUCUUGCAAGCUUAAGGCGUCCAUGCAUGUUGCAAUUUAGAAGCCUACCUAUCCACCUUUUGAUGACUUUUCUAAAAGUUGCUCCUAUUUUAGCUGGUUAUACAUCAGAAUCCCAGAAAUUGAACAUAAACCUCAGAGGAUUUAUUGAAGGUGCCAUGCCAACUGCCUGCUUAAAGGUGAUUAUUGAGCAACGAGCCGGAUUCCUUCUUGGUGCUGUUAUUCCUGAAAUAUAUGAAGCAUCUGUAUCCCUGGAGUUAGAACUUCCUUUGCUGUAA
Messenger RNA from Fraxinus pennsylvanica, 369 nucleotides. NCBI's taxonomy places the organism in Eukaryota, Viridiplantae, Streptophyta, Magnoliopsida, Lamiales, Oleaceae. The record is from the annotation of a GenBank genome assembly.